Fonsecaea nubica is the source of this 1974-nucleotide messenger RNA. RefSeq lists its product as hypothetical. The coding region runs from base 1 to 1974 and encodes 657 amino acids. NCBI's taxonomy places the organism in Eukaryota, Fungi, Ascomycota, Eurotiomycetes, Chaetothyriales, Herpotrichiellaceae. The record is from RefSeq and is a predicted model, not a curated record. Gene Ontology annotation, molecular function: DNA binding; zinc ion binding. Gene Ontology annotation, biological process: DNA-templated transcription. The transcript has a single exon.
AUGAGCCUCGAUGGCGGAGACUUACAUCUAUCGAAUCCCGCUAGUCUAUCAGGAACUUCACUAUCCACCGCACAUUCUCUGAGUCUGGCAGACGCAUUGACGGUGAAAUCCACGAUCCCACUGCCGUCCUUCAUCAAGCCGCUGCCUGCAGCCUUACUGCAGGAAGAUAUUGAAUACCUCCAUUGGAAAGGCGCCUUCAUGAUCCCAGACCUACCAUUGCAAAACGAACUCCUGCGCUGUUACAUUCAAUAUGUUCAUCCUUACCUGCCCGUGUUGGAUCUUCGAUCGCUCUUGAGCGCUGUGGAAAGCGACGGCCAGGCAGGAAGGGUCAGCAUUGUCACCUUCCAGGCUGUCAUGUUUGCGUCGACACCAUACGUCAGCAUGGAUCUUGUCCGACCUCAAGGAAUUUCCAAUCGUCGGCUUUUGCGCAAAACGUUCUUCCAGAGAAUCAAGGUCCUUGUCGAUUUCGAAUGCGAUACCGAUGUCCUCAGUUAUGUCCAGGCCUUGCUCCUCAUGACGUACUUCAAUGAGGAGACAGAACCCUUGAAGAAUGUCUGGCACUGGCUGGGAAUUGCCAUCGCACAUGCACGUCACAUUGAUCUCGAGAAUAAUCUAUGUGAUGACAAGCGCUAUGACAUGGCGACACGGAAAAUCCGAAAGCGAGUAUGGUGGUCCUUGUACAUGAGAGACCGGCUUACCGCAGUCGCCUUGCGUCGCCCCGUGCGGCUCUCGACCGGCUCGCGAGUUCCCCUACUCGAGCUGUCCGAUUUUGACAUCGAGGCAUAUUCCCCGAGCAUUACUCAGAUGCUCGGCGGCUGUCAGGUGGCGAGCGACGUGGAACUUCAGCGCGCUCUGGCCAUUCUAUGCAUCGACCUGACCAAGCUCUGCGUGCGCAUUAGCCAGAUCCCCGACCUCAAACAUUUCAACUUUAGUCAUCUGGCAAGCCCGGAUGAAGAUGGCAGAGAUGGCCGAGAAUGGAAUUCGAGGUCCAACAUACUGCUGGGGGAGUACUUUGAGGUUCUCGAGUGUGACAGGGAACUCGAAAACUGGUUUUCCAACCUUCCGCUGGAUUUGACGUACCAAUUCCAAGAUUCCGAACCACAGUCGGACUCGUCUGGCCACGACCUCGUCUACAUCUACCAUGCCUUGCUCACUGGCCUGUAUUUUGCAGCUCUGUGUGUGCUUCACAGGCCACUGCUCAACAGGGUCAGGAUGAAUUUUGGUUCGGCCGCUGUGGAACUGCGCGAAUACUCCUGCCGAAGGAUACGCGAGGCGUCUAACGAGAUUACCGACCUGUAUCGGGACUUGUGCGCCCGUAAUCUGGUGGAAUUCUUGCCCAACACCGGCGUUACCUGCGUUCUCCCUGCCGCGAUCUUCCAUUUGCAGGAGCUGCAGUCGCAAGAGCCCAGCUCGCGGCUGACCAGCAUGAGAAAGCUGGAGACUUGCAUGCAGGCUCUUCGCCGCUUACAGAACUUGUACGCAUCUGCUGAAUUUGCAGUCUCGUGGUUGGCGCGUGCCACGCGAGGGGAUGUCACCUACAAGCACACUGCGGUUCAGACCAGCUUGUUGCAGCAUUCACGCCCGCCCCGAGCUUCGACCGGUGCUCAACAGCAGGGCAUUCGCUCGGACGAGACGUUCCCGAGCAAUUCCAGACCCUUCCAGCCCCUCAACACGGCUUUUGACACAACUACUACCACCACAACAAUAAAAUUCCCUGAUACGCCAACGCAUGUGGACCGGACACAGAUGGCCGACGAAUCGAUCGACAGAGCCAUGGGAGACACAGUCGGAGGGCCGCAAGCACAUAACGGACACCAUGACAUGGCCAUCCCUGAUCGGGCACCGCUUGAGGCUGUAGACACGUUGAUAGGCUUGGAAGGCGGAGCGGACUUUUUCCUUUCAAACGAGGAAUUCGGACCGGAGGUGGAUAUGUCCUGGUUCGGCUCAGGGAGUACUUAUACUCUUCUAACCUAG